ACAGCAUGUAUAAACAAUAAAACCUAAGUGUUCUCCAAUUAUCCAUUCCCAUAACCAUAUAAGCCGAGAUGAAUACCCGAGAAGAAGUAGGUGAAUUCUCUAAACUCUUCAAUGGUUUCAUGACUCUGAUGAGAAGAUUCAUAUUCAAAGUUUUAUGCGUUGGUCCAAUCCCUAAUCACAUCUCAUUCAUCAUGGAUGGAAACCGCAGAUUCGCCAAGAAACACAAUCUUCAAGGCCUAGAUGCUGGACACAGAGCUGGUUUCGUAUCCGUAACAUAUAUUCUUCAGUACUGCCAAGAGAUUGGUGUACCGUACGUCACACUCUACGCCUUUGGUCACGAUAAUUUCAAGAGAGAACCCGAAGAAGUCAAGUGUGUGAUGGAUCUCAUGCUGGAGAAAAUCGAGCUCACAAUCGAUCGAGCUAUCUCAGGGAAUCUAAACAAUUUGAAAGUGAUCUUUGUUGGUGAUUUGAAUAUGUUAAACGAGCGUCUUAAAGCAGCAGCGCAGAGACUGAUGGAAGUUACUGAGGAGAAUAGAGGUUUAAUGGUUGUGGUUUGCGUUGCUUACAGCACAAGUCACGAGAUUGUUCAGGCUAUUAGAGAAUCUUGUCUAAGGAAGUGUGAGGGUGGAGAUAGUCCUCUAGUUUUGGAGUUGAGUGAUGUUGAAGAGUGUAUGUAUACAUCAAUUCUUCCUGAUCCUGCUCUUGUAAUAAGAACAGGAGGACGAGAUCGGCUGAGUAACUUCAUGACUUGGCAGACUUCGAGUUCUCUCCUUCAUACCACGGCGGCUCUUUGGCCGGAGCUAGGUCUUUGGCAUUUGGUUUGGGCUAUUCUUAAUUUCCAAAGGAUGCAAAAUUACUUGCAGAAGAAGCAAAAACUCGACUAAAUAGGUUUAACUUAAAUAUUAGCAUGGUUGGACUUAAAGAUUUAUGACGACAUAAACAUAUUAAAUUAGUUAUUAAUAACA
Messenger RNA from Raphanus sativus (radish), 965 nucleotides. Its product is annotated as dehydrodolichyl diphosphate synthase 8. Bases 69 to 884 code for a protein of 271 amino acids. Gene Ontology annotation, biological process: polyprenol biosynthetic process. The transcript has a single exon. Gene Ontology annotation, cellular component: endoplasmic reticulum. Lineage: Eukaryota; Viridiplantae; Streptophyta; Magnoliopsida; Brassicales; Brassicaceae. The record is from RefSeq and is a predicted model, not a curated record.